Messenger RNA from Penicillium diatomitis, 1785 nucleotides. RefSeq names its product Zn(II)2Cys6 transcription factor domain-containing protein. The record is from RefSeq and is a predicted model, not a curated record. Gene Ontology annotation, biological process: positive regulation of transcription by RNA polymerase II. Gene Ontology annotation, molecular function: zinc ion binding; transcription cis-regulatory region binding; DNA-binding transcription factor activity, RNA polymerase II-specific. NCBI's taxonomy places the organism in Eukaryota, Fungi, Ascomycota, Eurotiomycetes, Eurotiales, Aspergillaceae. The transcript has 2 exons. Gene Ontology annotation, cellular component: nucleus. Bases 1 to 1785 code for a protein of 594 amino acids.
AUGCCCCGAAAACCAACUCCCCCGGGGAAGCAGAGGGUGCGGACAGGCUGUCUCACAUGUCGGAAGCGACGACGCAAAUGCGAUGAGCAGAAGCCGCGCUGUGCUAAUUGCGAGGUUAAGGGUUUUCCUUGCAAAUACGGCAGGGAUGUGGCAUUUGUGCCACCCCGAUCAACGACUGCAGGAGUCACUACGGGGCAGGUCUAUGGGUCUAUCACUUUUGUGGAUGAUUCUCCCUCGACAAACGCAGCAACGAAAGGGAGUACUCAGCAACAUGACGGUGAUCAUUCAAGGCGGCAGUCUCUUGCCUCGACUGCAGAGCCUGUCAUCGGACAUGUCGAAGGCACUAGGACUGCCGCGCAUGCGGCCACCCAGCGGCAUGUGCCCGAGACUCGCACAAUGCUGAAUCUUCAUGACAUGCUCACGCCCGAUGUGCCUCUUGAGCCGCAUCGAAGUGUAACAAAUCAUCAAUCUGCGCCGCCCACAGAAUCGCCGUCUUCGCAUGGCAACCGCGGCUCACUUGGUCAUGCUUCCCAAAUGCCUCUGAGGGCACCAUUGACACAGAGAGCCACAACCUUAUCUGUCACCAAUCAUGAAACAGACCUGCUGCGACACUUUCGAUAUCAAAUCUGUCCUUGGCUCGACGUCGGUGACCCCGAGGGCGCUCUGGGAAUCCAGGCUUUGCUACUGUCUCGUACAAAUCGCCCUCUACAAGCGGCGGUCCUCGCCCUGUCAUCGAAUCAGCGUGUCCUCACUGCAAUGCCAACGCAAAUUGAAGACCACGACAAUUCCGUGCGAUUUCGGUCCGAGGCUGAAGAAACGCUUGCCUUUGAGCCAGAGUUGGCCAGGUCGGCUGGACGGACUUUGUUACUUUUUCAGGACCUUCUUCAGUAUGGCAUACAGCAAUGGAGAGAUCUACUCGCAGCCCAAUUCGAGAAUUUCAGUUUCUCGUUGCAUCCUAUUGUUAUGCAAGACGAGCUGGGCGAAGCAAUCUUUUGGUUCCAAUUCCGCCUUGACCUGGCAGUCUCAGUAUUGACUGCAAAGAGGCCACUCAUGCAGUUCCGCUCAUACAUCAAUCGGGAUGGGUCCCCGAUCCAAACACCACAGCAUGCCAUUCAAUCACCCUCCAUCAGCCAAGUUUACAAGCACUCCUUAUCUCUCCUCGGACAUUGCCUCUCUCUCAUCUACGGCGGUCCAGACCCCUCGCACCCUCAAAGUGCCGCUCCCUCUGAGCUCUAUGCAUUCUCCUCAUUACCGCAGUCUCGCUUCCUGUCUCAAUGGACCUUCCUCUGGUCCGAUUGUCAGAGAUGGUAUAAUGAGCGACCCGUGGAUGCACAGCAAAUAGUCGAUGUGCGAGGUGGUGAGGCUGACAAGAUCGAUCCCAGCCGCGAUUCCGCAUUGCCAAUCUUGAUCUAUACGACACCUUUGGCGCUGGUCGCUAAUGUCGUCUACCAUAUUACCUCAUUACUUCUUUUGGGAUACAAGCCUCGGCUUCUGAAGGCCCUGCCGGGGCCGCGAUGCUUUACGUCGCAUAUCUGGCACGCUCAGUCUAUUGCUGGCAUCGCUGUCAGCAACGAGUCCUCAGAGCAAUGGGACCCAAUCCUCAUUGCGAGUCUUUUGCUUGUGGCUCGAGAUAUGACCCAUCAAUCACAACAAGAAGUGUUGAUGGAAACAUUUCGUCGAAUCACCGCAAGUACGGGAAUAAACUUGAACCACGAGAUUGAAGCACUCCAGGCAGGCUGGAAAAUCGCGCGAUUUGAUGAGGAUACGGAUGAGAUGGACGGCUAA